AUGGAGUUGAGCGGCAGACAGCCGCUUAUCGUCGCCGUCUCCAUCGUCCUGAUCGUCCUGUCGACCGUAUCGGUCGUGCUGCGGUUCUUCUCGCGCCAUAUGAUGGGCAACAAGCUGUGGUGGGAUGAUUGGUAUCCAGCUUCUGUCGUAUUCCUUGAAUAUUGUCCAGUUUGUCAGUCAGUAUCCCCAUCUGAAUCCUUUUAUAUAAGCUUCCAACUGAGCCGAGUCACAGGCGUGAAAUGCGGUCUGGGAAAGCAUACCAAGGAUGUCCCAAAGGAUGGACCGUCUUGUUUCCUCAGGGCCCUCUACGCAAUCGAACCGUUCUAUGGAGUCUGCAUGCCCGCCAUCAAGAUGACAAUGGUCCUCCUCUACUGGAGGCUGUUUAGCUCGAAUCGCAAAAUCUGCUAUGCUCUGUGGGUUGUCGCCGGGUUGCUCAUCGCGUGGACCAUCGCCACCGUCUUCACCGGCCUCUUCCAGUGUAAUCCUAUCGAUAAAUACUGGGAUGUGGAAAAGCCCGGCGACUGCCUCGACGGCUACGUCUAUUUCGUGACUAUCGCCUCUACCAAUCUCCUCACCGACAUCUUCAUUUUAAUCAUCCCCCUGCCCGUUUUGUGGACUCUCAAGAGGCCAUUAAGUGAGCGGCUGGCCUUGAUGGGGGUGUUCACGUUGGGUAUUUUCGUGUCUGCAGUGAGCAUAAUCCGGAUCGCUAGUCUCACUUCCCCCCGCAAUCCAGAUCCGAUGUGGGCAAGCGUCAGAGGCACGAUCUGGACGUCCGUAGAAACAAGCAUCGGCGUGGUCAGCGUGAACCUACCUGUGAUGAGCCCCCUAUUCCGCCGGUAUAUCCUCGGCCGAACGCUUCGAACGACUCGGACCGGCUGGACAUCCUAUGCGUCCGGCAGCAAUCGAGUGAAGAGCAGCGUCGUCAUUCGUUCGUCGCAGCCAAGGCAUUCUACAGAGAGCACGCGGCCAUUCGAGGCUGACGAAGCAGCAAACCCGCCCGGGAAUAAUAUCAUGGUCACGACGGAAGUCAACGUCAGGAGAGACUCACAACCGGAAACGGAGCUGGAUGACCUCGCAGCAGCCGACACCCAAGAGAAUCAUCGACAUCAGCCUUGGCGAGAACACUGA
Molecule: messenger RNA, 1128 nt
Organism: Rasamsonia emersonii CBS 393.64
Lineage: Eukaryota; Fungi; Ascomycota; Eurotiomycetes; Eurotiales; Trichocomaceae
Exons: 5
Coding region: 1-1128 (375 amino acids)
Source: RefSeq, a predicted model, not a curated record